CCACCCCCACCGUCACGCCUGCCUGCCUCCCAGCUGCGUCCGCCGCUGUCCUGUCUGGCCGCCCGGUGUCUGCUCCGCUGCUCCGCGCUCUGCCCCGCUCCCACCCCGGACCCGAAGCUCUCUGCCUGCUCGUUCACCGCCCCUUCUCCCCGGACCCCCCCUCCACCCGGUGAAUGCACCAGCGCCGUAAACAUGACGGGCAUCGCCGCCGCUUCUUUCUUCUCUAAUUCCUGCAGGUUCGGGGGCUGCGGGCUCCAGUUCGAGUCUCUCGCCGAGCUCAUCGUCCACAUCGAGGACAAUCACAUCGACACAGAUCCGCGGGUUUUGGAGAAGCAGGAGCAACAGCAGCCCACUUAUCUGGCCUUAAGCUACAUCAACAGGUUCAUGACGGAUGCAGCCCGUCGGGAGCAGGAGACCAUGAAGAAGAAGGCCACACCCAAGCUGUCCCUGUCCAUCACGGGCGGAGUGUCCAGGAACAGCACGGCCACACCUCCCCGCCACACCAGCGGUAACCUGACGCCUCCCGUCACGCCCCCCAUCACCCCCUCCUCCUCAUUCCGCAGCAGCACACCUACAGGCAGUGAGUAUGAUGAGGAGGAGGUAGACUACGAGGAGUCGGACAGCGAUGAGUCGUGGACCACAGAAAGCGCCAUCAGCUCUGAGUCCAUCCUCAGCUCCAUGUGCAUGAAUGGGGGAGAGGAGAAGCCAUUCGCCUGCCCCGUCCCCGGUUGUAAGAAGAGAUACAAGAAUGUGAAUGGUAUCAAAUACCACGCCAAGAACGGCCACCGCACACAGAUUCGUGUGAGGAAACCCUUCAAAUGUCGCUGUGGAAAGAGCUACAAGACCUCGCAGGGCCUGAGACACCACACCAUCAACUUCCACCCGCCCGUCUCCACCGAGAUCCUGCGCAAGAUCCAAGGCUAGAGCCUGUGGUCGCACCAAUCAACUACCCCAAACAUAGCCCUAUCCUGACUUUUACCUUACCUAUCCCACACACUAAAGGAUCAAGUGCAUGCUUUAAGUUGUUUUCUUUUUUUCUUUUUUUUUUUUUUGGUCAUCUUUUUAUUUGUGUUACAUAAUUUUUUUUUUUCUAUCCAUGUUAUAUCACUUGUAUUUUUGGAAAAAAAAAGUAUCUUUGUAGUAUUUUUAUUGAUGUACAUUUGCACAUUCGUAUAUGCUAUCACGUUAUUUUUUUUCUAUUGUUUGACUUACAUAAGGUGCUAACUGUAAAAAACAACAGAAAGAAAAGACAAAAAAACAAACGAAAGAAGACAGGCGAAACGUAAAAGAAGGAGAUGUGGAACAAGAAGUGCAACCAAGUGCUCGUACGCGAGUAGGAUGAAGUCGACUCUUAGUGCUGACGUAAGCUCAGUAGUUGUUACACUCCGUUUCCGUUAACUGCAGAGUCCAGCUGAGCUUACAUCUGUGCCUUAACAGUCACUUCUGGGGGUGUAAGCGCGAGAGUUAAGUUAUACUUUAAAUAGAUAUAUUGAUAUAUAAACAAUAGACAGAUAUGUAUGUGUACAUAAAAAUAUAUAAAAGUAUUCAUGAGCAUAUACAUAAAUAGUUACACUUUAUUUUCAAGCUUUAUUUUAUAUAUUUUUUUGUCAGUGUUUAGACUUCAGUGUUUUUUCUUUUUUUUGUUUUUUUUCUAUGUAUCAGUAAGUGUUCCUUUCAUUCCUUAUUUGCUGAGACGGCCAGUUUUGUCACCUCAGAGGUCAAGGCCAAACAGCUGGCUGACUUUAAGUUCAGAGAGUUGAGUUUUCUCUCACACAUCCUAGAGAUUAGGAGCUAACACUCCGUUCGGUGUGUCGCACUCCGAAUUGCGUGCGGUAUUUUACUGUUGAUCAGGAAGAAAACGUAUGAGAACACGGCCCAGACCAAUAGUCCAUAUCUUAAAAAUCCUUCAUCCCCACAGAAAACCAUCCAUAUCUCCAGUGUUUCCUCAUUCAGAGUGCCAGAGCUGUGCUCCACAGACUUAGCCGUAAACUAGGUUAAGCAUCAUACUGUAUUCCAGUUGCCAAGAUCUUUGUUGUUUUGGUUUUGUUUAGUUGUUUUUUUUUGUUUUCCAUGAUCGUUGCCAACAGCUCUCCACUGCCAAACAUUGACCAUACCAUGUGCCUGAUGAGGGAGGGGUGGGGGAGGGAGGGGUUUUGGGGGGGGAGGGGAGGAGGGAGAGAGUUUCACCCUGGAGGUCGCCAAACGUGUGGCAAUGAUUUUUUUUUGUGUUCGUCGCACCUCCAAAAUGUUGGGAUGAGUGGAUGUACAUCAGCAGAAUGUUUUCACGCGGUGGUAACGAGAAAAAUAAGGUGUGACGGAGGAGGGUGGAUUCGUAUCUGAGAUUACCAUCUACAACGUGUCAUUUGUGUGUGUUGUAGACGACAGCAUUCCAGUCCAUUGUGUGUGCGUGUGUGCGAGCGAUGUGUGAGCGCGUGCGUGUUCAGCAGUAUCCAAGUCAUCAGCCUAGAGAGUAUUACUGUAUUCUGUGCGUUUCAGUGCUCGGAUGUGUUGCGUUUCUGUGCCAGGCUGCUGGUUCGACUCCUAUGGAGCAGGAUGGUUGGCUGGCUGGCUGGCUGGCUGACGGCGUUGCGUCACGUACUGUUGCAGCCGCCAACUUGUUGCCCCUGACUGGGAUUUCAUCAUUCAUUGCAAGAGGCUGAGCGGUGCAGUGCCGCCGCUCGCCAAGACACAUUUGUUCAUUACAUCAUUUCCCUCAUCUUGCGCAAAGUUUUAUUCAGGCUCAGAGCUCGAGCCUUUUCUCUUUUGUUCACUUGAUGGGUACAGUGACCUCUGACAUGCACACACCCUCCUGUCCUCCAGUGUGCCGUUGCCAUGGUAACCAAAGGGCUUGGCAUGGCAUAGGGACUUUAAUCACUUUUUUUUGAUAACCGUGUAUGAUAGCAAUCACCACACACACACAUGUACUUCAAUGCCUUCAGUUAGUGUGCUGCUAAACAAACAAGCACAAAUGUGGCUUCAAAGAGAUCUGUGUGUAAGAUCUGUUAAAAAAAUAAAAUAAAAUCUUGGUGCCAGAGCACAUCUGCGGUGCUGCUACCCUGAAAGUAACCCUGAGCCGACGGUAGAUGAAGCUUCAUUUCUGCCUUUGAGCGUUGCAGGAAGACUUUCUCAGCAGGGACAGACUUGAGAUUUUAGCUGUCAAACACUCGUAAAAAAAAACAACCAUCCUCGCUUCACAGACACCGCUAUCACCAUGGCAAUAUUUUGAGCUUAUUCAUGGGGGCCAAUUGCAGUAUUACACAUAUGGGAGAGGAGGAGCGGAGGCUGUGUGCAGAAGGAGGGGAUGAGGGAGGGAUUUCAAUAUACCGUGUACAGUGAAUGUAUUGUAACGUGCGUCUGUUGUCAAGUGCUUUUAAAUUAUAUUUUCGUAUGUAACGUGGAGACCAAUGUUUCCUUUUUGUAUGGGGGGACAACAGGUUCUGAGCAGAGUGACUUGUAAAUGAUGUCAAACUGUCUUUCUAUAUAAAAGAGAAGCUGCUUAAAUGUAAAACAAUAAAUGACUGAAAAAAAAACCAACAAAAAAAACAGCAAAAUAAAGUAAAGAGCUCUGUAGCUCAGACUGAUGGUG
Messenger RNA from Stegastes partitus (bicolor damselfish), 3586 nucleotides. RefSeq names its product juxtaposed with another zinc finger protein 1-like. The record is from RefSeq and is a predicted model, not a curated record. Lineage: Eukaryota; Metazoa; Chordata; Actinopteri; Pomacentridae. Gene Ontology annotation, cellular component: nucleus.